UAUCGAGGAAAUUACCCCCGUUUUAUUAGAAAGCUUCUUUUUUUAAAUUAUUAGAUUAUUUGCGUAACAUAAAUGGCGAAAUAAUAUAAAUCUAGUUCUAGCUAAAUCGAGUGAUAGGUCUAGAUUUUACCUCCAGUUACAGUUACACUGUUACACUAUUUGCUGAUAACGAUGGAUGAAUCAUCUACACUAGAAAACAGCACAAACACAGGUUCAGUUGCUACCCCCCCAUCUUUUACAAAUGAUGAUGAAAUCAAAGCAGAUGAACCUAAUGAAAUACUACCAAAUACUUGUAAAAAAAUCUCUGGCUAUGCACCAAUCAAACAAGAGUACCUUGUACCUGAUCAUAAGCCUACGUUACAUUCUGAAUAUUUAAGUGUGGAAGUGAAGGAGAAACUGGAAAAAAAAAUACUGGUAGAAGAAGAUAACUCUGACAAAGAAGAGGCAGAACCUCCUACCAAAAAGGCCAAACUAAAGGGACGCAACAAAAAUCGCCCAAGAAAUGAAAGAAUCCAAUCAAAAGAUAGAAUAUGUCCCGCAAUUAAAGAAAACAAGGAAUGUAGAUUUGGAGAAAAAUGCAUUUUUAAUCACAGCAAAGAAGACUUUGUAAAAAAUAAGCUUUCAGAAUUAGAAGGGCCUUGUUUUCUCUUUGAUACAUUUGGUUAUUGCCAUUUUGGCAUUGCCUGUCGUUUUGCCAAAAAUCAUUUAUCUAAAGAUUUAGAAAAUGUUGUAAAUCAAGAGUUGUAUGAUAAAAUGAAGCAUGUGAAAACUUUAAAUGAACUAACUAGGGAAAUACGCCAGAAGCUGUGGAAAAAGAAGUACAACUUUAGUCGCGCUAAUAGUAUUGUUAAAGAGAUAGAGAAGUGUUUUAGAGGAUGGGACAAGGGCAAAUCUGACAAGGUCAAUGAAUGUGUAGAUUGUACACGUCAGGCACCUAAAGAUAUACUUGUACCAGUGCAAGAUGGAGGAGAUAGGACCGUUUCCUCAGAUGUUUGUCUGUCUUCUGGUCUAGAGAAGACUGUUUCACCAGAUGUUAGUCUGUCUUCUGGUCUAGAGAAGACUGUUUCACCAGAUGUUUGUCUGUCUGCUGGUCUAGAGAAGACAGCUUCACCAGAUGUUAGUCUGUCUUCUGGUCUAGAGAAGACUGUUUCACCAGAUGUUUGUCUGUCUGCUGGUCUAGAGAAGACUGCUUCACCAGAUGUUUGUCUGUCUUCUGGUCUAGAGAAGACUGCUUCACCAGAUGUUAGUCUGUCUUCUGGUCUAGAGAAGACAGCCUCACCAGAUGUUUGUCUGUCUUCUGGUCUAGAGAAGACUGCUUCACCAGAUGUUUGUCUGUCUUCUGAUCUAGGUAAUGCUGAUAAAACUGCAGAAAUGUGUGUAACUUUACCCAAAACAGAAAGUAAAGAGCUUCCUAAAACUCUGGGAUGUGUUACAGAUGAAGACAUUGUUCCCCUGCGUUCUCAAGAAAAAGCUAAGAUUGAUUUUAAAAACAAGCUCUAUCUUGCUCCCCUGACAACUGUAGGUAACUUACCCUUUCGUAGAGUUUGCAAAGAAUUUGGUGCUGAUAUUACAUGUGGAGAAAUGGCUCUGGUCACACAACUUCUUAAAGGGAAACAGUCAGAAUGGUCAUUAAUGAAGCGGCAUGCCAGUGAGGAUAUAUUUGGUGUACAGAUUUGUGGGUCUUACCCUGACACAAUGACACGAUGUGCACAGUUGCUCACUGAAACUUGUGAUGUUGACUUUAUUGAUAUCAACUGUGGAUGCCCCAUUGAUCUAAUCUAUAGAAAGGGAGGAGGCAGUGCUUUAAUGAGUAAAGCUACAAAACUAGAACAGAUUUGUCGCAGCAUGGUUGGUGUGAUGAAUGGGACUCCACUAACUGUUAAGUUGAGGACUGGUGUCUUUGAUGGCAAGAAUGUGGCACAUCAGAUUAUACCACGUCUUCGUAAUGCCGGCGUCUCACUGGUUACGGUCCAUGGUAGAUCUAGAGAACAGCGCUACACCAAAUUGGCUGAUUGGAGUUAUGUAGCUGAGUGUGCAUCAGCCGGUGCCCCUAUGCCAGUCUUUGGAAAUGGUGACAUUUUGUCAUUUGAAGAUGCUAAUAUUCACAUGCAGCAAACAGGUGUAAGUGGAGUUAUGAUUGCAAGAGGUGCUCUUGUCAAGCCCUGGAUCUUCACUGAAAUAAAAGAACAGAGGCACUGGGAUAUAUCAUCUGGGGAGAGGUUUGAUAUCUUAAAGACUUUCACAAAUUAUGGACUGGAGCAUUGGGGCUCUGAUCAUCAGGGCGUUGAAAAUACAAGGCGCUUCUUGCUUGAGUGGCUGUCAUUUCUGUACAGAUACAUUCCUGUAGGGGUCCUGGAAGUUGUGCCACAACGCAUUAACGAACGUCCACCUUAUUAUAUUGGUCGCAAUGAUUUAGAAACCCUAAUGGCAAGUGCUAAUUGUGCAGACUGGAUCAAAAUUAGUGAGAUGCUACUUGGACCAGUGCCACCUAAUUUUCAUUUUCUGCCCAAACACAAGGCUAAUGCUUAUCAGUAAGGUAGAUGUCAACCACAUAAAGUUGAUGAAAUGGAGAUUUGAUGUUAAUUACAAAAAGUUGAUGAAAUGGAAAUUUGAUGUUAAAUACAAAAAGUUAAUGAAAUAGAUUUCAUUUUAAAUACAAAAAGUUGACGAAAUUGGAGAUUUGAUGUUAAAUACAAAAAGUUGGUGAAAUGGUAGAAUUAAUGUUCAG
Molecule: messenger RNA, 2728 nt
Organism: Physella acuta
Lineage: Eukaryota; Metazoa; Mollusca; Gastropoda; Physidae
Product: tRNA-dihydrouridine(47) synthase [NAD(P)(+)]-like
Biological process (GO): tRNA processing
Molecular function (GO): RNA binding; flavin adenine dinucleotide binding; metal ion binding
Source: RefSeq, a predicted model, not a curated record